CACUUCACAGAGUUCCUGGAUGAGUUUUCACCCGAUGUCCUAGGCCAGCUCUUGAAUGAUCCCUUCUUGUCUGAGAAGCAUGAAAUAAUGGAGGUGGAACUGUCUCCGGCAUCUCCAGCACCCCUCAUCCAGGCUGAGCACAGCUACUCCCUCUGCGGGGACUCUCGCCCCCAGUCUCCCUUGACCCACAUCUCGGCUGAGGACAACUUUAAUGAAGGUGACCUGGAAAACGAGGAAUGGUGUCUGGCUACAGAGCUUAGUCCAGCAGCAAUAAAGACUGAGCCAGCGUUGUGUGAGACAUCAGGCCUUGCUCCCUCGGUCAGUCUCACUGUCACGGCCACGUCACUGGAGGAACAACCUGAGCUACAGAUGGAUGCCCUGAUGAAACCACUGAGCCAGAAAGUUCUUCCAGAGAUUAAACUGGAGCCCCAUGAAGUGGAUCAGUUCCUGAACCUCUCUUCUAAGGAAGCAGUGGAUCCCCUGCAUUUGCCUCCAACCCCUCCCAGCAGCCAUGGCAGUGACUCUGAAGGAGGGCAGAGCCCAGCUAGAUCGCUCCCCCCGUCAAGCCCAAUCCAGCUACAAGCCACAGCUAAAGUGACAUCGCGCACAGCUUCAGCGCUCUCCAAUUCCCCUCUCCUGACUGCACCACACAAAUUACAGGGGACUGGCCCACUCAUAUUGACAGAGGAGGAGAAGAGGACGCUGAUAGCAGAGGGGUACCCAAUCCCUACCAAACUGCCCCUGACAAAAGCAGAGGAGAAAGUACUGAAGAAAAUCCGCAGGAAAAUAAAGAACAAGAUCUCUGCCCAGGAAAGUAGAAGAAAAAAGAAAGAAUACAUGGACAGUCUGGAAAAAAAAGUUGAGACUUGUUCAAAUGAAAAUAGUGAGCUGCGUAAGAAGGUUGAAGUCCUGGAGAAUACCAACAGAACACUUCUGCAGCAGUUGCAGAGACUCCAAGCCGUGGUUGCUGGGAAAGUGUCCCGUUCGUGUAAGGCAGCUAGCACACAGACAGGGACCUGUCUUAUGAUGGUGGUGCUGUGCUUUGCAGUAGUUUUUGGCAGCUUCUCUCAGAGCUAUGGGCCAUAUCCUUCUGCUACAAAGAUGGUGUUGCCCAGGCAGCAUUCCUCGCCAGAGUCCUACACAGACUCCAUUGUGAGGUCAAGGAGUCUGCUAAUUUAUGAAGAGCCUCACCAACUGGAGGAGUCGUCAAGCCCGAUCUCCUUUGCAGAUCGCAAUGACAGGCAAGCAGACACCUCCAAGUACAUGGCGCUGUCCCUGGAAGCCAUGCCAGGGACACAGCAGGAUGAUAUCAUGCAGUUCACAAUAGCCAACGAGACGAGGCUGGAGAAAUCGGUGCUGCUGGGCCUGCAGCAGCACAGAGUCAACUCCGAACUAGAAGGAAAUGAAACACUGAAGAUAAUUGAAAUAGACAGAAGAGUCAAUGCCACCUCUUAAAAAUAAAAAGGCCUUUUUUUCUUGACUUCCCUCUUUCCCACAAACUUUCAACCAAAGUCCCCCUGACUUGUCAUCCUCAGUGAACCAAAGCACAAAAGAGAGGGAGUUCAACUUCUGCAUUGACUGGUGAGGCUGUGACUGCAGAUGGGAUCUCUUGUCUUUGUAACUCCCUUCCUCGCUUCACACACAGUCUCUGUCUUUGCUUUUAUUCCUUUCCUGUCUGAUACUGCAAGGGCAGGAUUGAAUUGUGAUGCAGAUGAUGCCAGCAGCGUGCCGGUGACUGGUGGGGGUGUGUGCGUGCACACACACACACAUCCUAAUUUGAGCACAAAGACAUUCUGUAGAAGAGUGGAAUAUGCAGAACCGAUGGGAGCGUGUGGGUGAUAG
This is a messenger RNA of Eurypyga helias (sunbittern), 1842 nucleotides long. It is a transcript of the gene CREB3L2, whose product is annotated as cAMP responsive element binding protein 3-like 2. The record is from RefSeq and is a predicted model, not a curated record. Gene Ontology annotation, molecular function: cAMP response element binding; DNA-binding transcription factor activity, RNA polymerase II-specific. The annotation marks the transcript as partial. Gene Ontology annotation, biological process: regulation of transcription by RNA polymerase II. Lineage: Eukaryota; Metazoa; Chordata; Aves; Eurypygiformes; Eurypygidae. The transcript has 11 exons.